Molecule: messenger RNA, 1148 nt
Organism: Selaginella moellendorffii
Lineage: Eukaryota; Viridiplantae; Streptophyta; Lycopodiopsida; Selaginellales; Selaginellaceae
Product: pentatricopeptide repeat-containing protein At2g35030, mitochondrial-like
Exons: 2
Coding region: 657-1148 (163 amino acids)
Biological process (GO): RNA modification
Molecular function (GO): protein binding; RNA binding
Source: RefSeq, a predicted model, not a curated record
UUGAGUCAUUGCAGGGUGCCGCCUUGGAUCCGGCUGGAUGCACCACACUCCAAUGCAAAGUAGCUUCUUGGCCUUAGAGAUCGAAGCUUCUCAUGCCGCCAGGAACUUUGGGCUCCUCCCGCAAGACACACAGGUAUGGAAAGCUUGUAGUCCGGUAGCCACUUCCAGCACAAGGCAAAGCUGUAGACGUCCAGUUUGUCACUCACUUUCAUCUGCAACCAUUCCGGAGCCUCAUUGGCAUGACAUCGCUUAGAUCUCCUUGCUCUACCAUCCUCCACCUCGACAGUCCAACGUCUGCUAUCUUGACACCAAAGUUCUCAGCCAGGAGUGUGUUUUGGGGAUUGAUAGCCAAGUGGAGGACUCUAGUGCUGCAUUCCUCAUGGAGGAAGCAAAUUCCACGAGCAAUCUCUCGACUAUCCUGAAUCUCGUGUCCCAGUUGUGCUCUUCUCGCGACUUGUAGAUCUACUUGUCUAGGGAUCCGUACUUGUAAACCAGGAAGUGGUGUGAUUCCUGGGCAUUGGGAUUUUUCGGCGCUGGGAUUUUUCCGGGGCUUGGAUCUCGAGGGCGUGGCACCGGAUUCCAUCAGCUUCGUGAGCGUUCUCGAUGCCAUUGCCGGGAUCGAGGAGCUGGAUAGAGAUCUGGCAAGGGCGAUUGCCAUGGAAGCAAUCCAGCUGGGAAUUCACACCCAGAUCGCUGUCGGGACGGCGCUCGUUGUGGUUUAUGGAAAGAUUGGCGAGGCCGAGAGCGCGGAGCAUUUCUUUGAUCGGAUCAUUGGCAGGAAUGCGAUAUGCUGGAACACCAUGCUGUCCGCGUAUGCCCAAUCAGGGAAUCUUUGCAAAGCGCGAGAGUUCUUCGACCGAAUGCCUUACGUUGAUGUGAUCUCCUGGACGACGAUAAUUGAUGCCACAUCUCGCCAUGAACGGCCUCAGGAGGCAAAGGAUCUCUUUGAUUGCAUGAAACAAAGAGAUUUGGCUGUCUGGAACGCUCUACUUUCAGCAUUUGCCAAAAAGGGGCAUGUUUUGGAGUCUAUAGAUUUGUAUGAAAGACUCCCAGCCCACGAUCUUCGUUCAAGAACAUCACUGCUCAUAGCUUAUGCUUCGAAAGGUGACAUGGUUUCGUUGCUUGAGAUAUUUCAUGAUAACAUUUGA